Molecule: messenger RNA, 904 nt
Organism: Onthophagus taurus
Lineage: Eukaryota; Metazoa; Arthropoda; Insecta; Coleoptera; Scarabaeidae
Molecular function (GO): N-acetyltransferase activity
Source: RefSeq, a predicted model, not a curated record
UAUCCAAAUACGAUUUGAUAAGAAAAUUUGGAACAAACACUCAUUGAACAAGAUCAAUUUAAACCAUCACACAAAGUGAUGUAAUUUUUGCCUAUAAAUUCCAUAAAAUUUUAACUGAGUGUAACAAGUUGUUGCAAAAUGAGCUGGAAAAGAUUAAAUUCCGUCGUAAUUCCAACUGUAUGGAGUAGAUUUCAAGGAAAAAAACUUACAGAUCGUACAGGUAAAAAGCGUGAGUAUUGGGUACAAGAUAUCACAGAAAAUCACAAAGAGGAAGUGUUAAAUCACAUGGUGUAUGGUUUUGGAAGUGAAGAACCAAUGUGCAAAUAUAACAAGGCAAUUAGUUACCAAGAUGCAACAAAAGAUUUAAGAAAAUCCUGGGAAAAAGUCCUUGAACAAAACGUGGGAUUAAUUUGUCUUACAAAGGACGAAGAUGGAGAUCCCCAAAUAGCCGCAAUGAAUUGUACUUCGGUUACUUGCAAAGGUGACCAAUUAGAACACGAAAUCAACUCAAAAAUCGUUGCAAAAAUUUUCGGCACGCUCGAUUUCUUGGAAGCAAAGAACGAUGCUUUUGAAAGAUUCGGAAUAGAUAAGUAUUUAUCGGCGAUGGGGGUCUACGUUUUACCGGGUUUUAGAGGAGAUGGUAUCGCCGCUGAAGUUUUAAAAGCAAGGGAGCCGCUUUGUAAAGCUCUCGACAUCAAAGCAUCCCUAAGCAUUUUCACUUCUAAGUAUUCACAAGCAGUUGGAAAUAAAGUCGGAUUUAAGGACUUGUACUCGGUAUCUUAUGCUGAUAUUGCUAAGGAAAAUCCUAAAUUAUAUCACCAUAAUAUAGAAGAACAUACAAAAAAUAUUGAAUUAAAAUAUAUUUGUUAUUAAGCUUAUAAACAAUAAAAUGACAUAAAUAUGA